This is a messenger RNA of Auanema sp. JU1783, 1671 nucleotides long. The record is from the annotation of a GenBank genome assembly. Lineage: Eukaryota; Metazoa; Nematoda; Chromadorea; Rhabditida; Rhabditidae.
AUGGAUCGUAAGAAAAAAACAGAAACUACAGACGAGCCCGUAGCCAAAAAAGUAAAAACAUCAUGUUUGGUUAGCGAUCGCAUGAACUUCAACCUUGAUAUGGCUGAGAGGAAUCGUCUCGAUCUGCCAAAAAACCAGCGACCCAUGAAGAAGUUGGACCUUGCCAUGGGUAAAGCUACUCUGUUUGAAGGCAUCACUGGAGAUAAUAAUAAUCUUAGUGCACGGAAGACUCCUGCCGAAAGUGGAUGGCUACCUAAUGUAGUGCAAAAUUUCAGAAGAAAAAACAGGUUUCCUAUAAACGAUACAGAUCAGGAGAUGUUUAACAUCAUCACUGACUAUUUGGAUCUCUUCGCCGUUACGAAACAUAAGAGCCACAGAGAUAUUUAUGUGGCACAUAUAUUGAAUCAUUUGAUUUCUUCACGAAAUACUGUUUUGGGAAACCAUAUGGCUCUGCAAGGGGACACGGUCUCAGAAGAACUCAUCGAAAGUAGCAGAGACCAGGGUUUCGUGAGAACAUCAUGUCUAAUAAUGUGUCCUUUCAAAAAGGAUGGCUAUGAUGUUGUGCAACGAUUGAUAGGCAUGGUGUUCGGCAAAGGGGUGAAGAAUGUGAGACAUAUUAAAAGAUUUGAAGAAGAGUUCGUAGAUGGUGGUAAAGUUGAUAACGAGCUCUUGAAUGAUGAUUUCAAGGAGUUGUUAUCAGGUAACAACGACGAUUGUUUCCGUAUAGGAAUCAGCAUAUCUAAAAAAGCUCUUAAAUUGUAUGAACCUUUCGACACAGCUGAUUUGAUUCUAUGCUCUCCAUUGGGCUUACGUAUGAUUCUGGAGAAGGAGCGGGAUGAAUCUCAUUACGUCUCAAGUUUGCAGAUAGUUGUUGUGGAUGGGGUUGAUGUUAUGCUUCAACAGAAUUGGGAGAAUUUGAGUAUCGUGUUUGACAAGAUGCACUCGUUGCCCAGUAACAUUCUGGCGGAUAUCUCAAGAGUCAAGAGUUUGUAUUUAGAAGGCAAUGCCAAGUAUUAUUCUCAACUACUCAUGUUCUCUCAGUACCAACAUGAGCUCUUCGCUGGCUUAAUGUUCGAACGCUCUCUGAACUAUCGGGGAUUGGUUUUACACCAACCUAGGCAAGAAGGAAUGCUAUCUAAUAUUGAAAUUCCGUUAUGUCAAGAGUUCUUAAGAUUCAAUGUGGAAGGUGCGGAUGAUCCUAGUUUAUCUCGGUUCAAUUUCUUCGCAAAUAAGUUCGGAAAUUGUCUGGUUCCCCAUACAUGCAUAGUUAUACCCUCAUAUUUCGAUUUUGUGCGUCUGAGAAAUUACUUCAAGCGACACGAAGAGAGUUUUGUGUCGUUACAUGAGUACGCUGAAAAGAAGAAGGUGAAAAGAGCUCGUGAUAUGUUCUUCCAUGAACUGAAAAAGAUUUUGCUUGUAACUGAAAGAUUCCAUUACUUCCAUCGUUAUGAAUUAAAGGGCAUUGAGCGGUUGAUCUUCUACCAGGCCCCUUCGCAUCCCAGUUUCUAUCACGAAUUCAUCAACAUGGGUAAACUUUCGAAGAAGAGAUUUUCGGCCUCUCUGCUGUAUUCUAAGAAUGACCGUCUUAGGCUAUGCAACAUCUUCGGAACGUCCAUGGCGAACUCCAUUUUAAAUUCCGAGAAAGAUGUACAGGCUAUUGUUUCUGAAUAA